This is a messenger RNA of Trematosphaeria pertusa, 1503 nucleotides long. RefSeq lists its product as uncharacterized. The transcript has 2 exons. Lineage: Eukaryota; Fungi; Ascomycota; Dothideomycetes; Pleosporales; Trematosphaeriaceae. The record is from RefSeq and is a predicted model, not a curated record. The coding region runs from base 25 to 1503 and encodes 492 amino acids.
AUCCGUCCAAGCCGCAAAAUUACCAUGGGCGAUGCUUCUCAGGAUAGCAAGCUUCAGAAGAAGGAUAAAGGUCAGGGCCUUUUCAGGACGAUCAAGAAUAUGAAAAUCACUUCAUCCCAUGGCCGGAAAGAAAUGCAACCAGCGGGACCACAUGAGCUACAAAGGCAGCCAGUAUCACCCAAAGCAAAUGGGUCUGCACGCCGACCUUCUUUCUCUAUGACCAGACAGCCUACAGACCAACACCCACUGCCUUCCGAGAUUGAGCUCGAGAAAGCCCGCCAAGAAGGGCGGGUUUUAGAGAGGGGACUAAGCCAAGAGAAGGUGAAUGGGAUAUAUUCAGAUCCCAGACCACCUACCCCGCCGCCUCAUGAUGUCCCAAAGCCGGGUGCGGGAGCGACGGUACGACAACCGGCCAGCGCAGCCCAGAAUGCAUCUAAGCUUUCUUCUAUGGUGGAUAUGGGAAUGGCGGCGCCGUCGCAACUGCCAGCUGGUGCUCAGCCUCUACGCCCAGUCGCAGCAUCCCAACCAGUCUACUCAGUCGCCACGCAAGAGAUGAACACGCAUUCAUUGGAGGAGCAGCUUGAAAAAGCUCACGCAUAUCAGAAGAGUCUCGAGAGUGAACGAGACGAUGAAAAAAGGCGGGCAGACACAUUCUCUGUGUGGUAUGAGCAAAUGAAGACACAGAAAGAGAACCAGGAGAAGGAGAGGAGAAGGUUGGACAAUGAAUUGUCCUCCGCCAAGAGAAGACUUGCAGAGAUUGAGCCACAAGCGGCAGCAGCAAAGUCCAUGCAAGAGAACCAUCAGCGAGCCCUCGGUGAUAGAGACCUGCGCAUCCAAAGACUGCAAGCCGAGGUAGAAGGACUCCGCAGCGCACACGAUCGCGCAGUGGGAAACGCCACGCAGCUACACGAUCAGAACCUCGAACUCCAACAAGACCUCAGGAGGGGUAAAGAGACCUUCAACGCCGUCAGCAAGGAACUCCGCCAGCUCCGCUCCGAUCUCAAGAGCAACUUAGACGACAAAUACUUUAUCGAGCAGUGGAACGAUCUACACUCCAAGAUCCAAAAUCUCACCAAUCAAUAUUUCGUCGGCCGCUUAUCACGGUCCACCGGCUCGGUGCUAACACGCGCGAAAGGCUCACGUGUGGACAAGCUGGACAUACAGCCAUCCAAGAGGCUGAUGUUUCUCACUCGAGAACACGCGCAAUACAUUGGCUCUGAGACGCAUCGACCGCUCAUUAUCCAAGCAUUCAUCUGGUGGAUACUCAAUAACAAGGUCUUUGACCAUGCGAACCGAUGCUCAGAAGGCCUGUACUGGGCCGGCGACAUGCGCCAAACCCUCGCCAGUCUCAAGGCGGAACUGCGCCCUGUCCGCAAGAAAGACUCACCCCGAGACGAUCCCGAUGCCAAACGCGUGGAAGCCGAGGCGAGAAUCUUCCACAAAUGGCGCGCGACGACAGGAUCCUGGAGCAUGAUACUAUGGACCUCGUCGACAACAUCAUAG